CGGCACGAUACGCCACCUCCCACUAGCCCAGAAGAGGCAUUCACAUACCUAGCCGGGCCUUAAACACACAAAGACCCGAAGCCUGACGGCCUGGUCUUGACUGACCAGCUUCGUACCCGUUGAGGUUCACAACAGCCCCUCGCGGCCUUUCCCUUCUCGCGGCCCGUCAGCACCAUGGACCCAGCAAGCACUCUCAACCCCCUUUCCCAGGCCGCUACCGCUCCAAUGCACCUCAAGUCCAGGACGGCGGUAACGGAAGCCGUGGAAGACAUUCUUUACGGCUCUAUCGCCGGCGUCGUGGGCAAAUACAUUGAAUACCCCUUCGACACGGUCAAAGUCCGCCUCCAAUCCCAGCCCGACCAACUCCCGCUGCAAUACAAAGGCCCCGUCGACUGCUUCCGCCAGUCCAUCCGCGCGGAUGGCUUCUUAGGGCUGUACCGGGGCAUCAGCGCCCCCCUCAUCGGCGCAGCCCUCGAAAAUAGCAGUCUCUUCUUCUGGGAGCGCCUCGGCCGCGCCGCCAUCUACGCGUCGGGCUACGCCACGCGCGAGCAACCGUUGCCGCUAUCCGCGCUCUGGAUGACGGGCGCCUUCUCGGGCGCGAUGACCUCGCUCGUGCUCACCCCCGUCGAGCUGGUCAAGUGCAAGAUCCAAGUGCCCGCCAAAACGGGCGACGGCGUCGUCCGCGCCCCCCUCAAGCCCGCCGCCGUCAUCAAGGAUAUCUGGCGGCACCAGGGGUGGCGCGGGUUCUGGCACGGCCAGCUAGGCACGCUGAUCCGCGAGAGCGGGGGUUGCGCGGCGUGGUUCGGGUCCAAGGAGACGGUGAGCAAGUUUUUCCGGGAGUGGAACGAGAGGUCGGCGCGGACCGAGGAGGAAAGAGAGAAAGUCCGGGCCGCGGAUGCGCUGCCGCUGUGGCAGCAGGCUGUAGCGGGCGCGACGGCGGGGAUGAGUUAUAACUUUCUGUUCUUCCCUGCCGAUACCGUCAAGUCGCGGAUGCAGACUACGCCGAUUGGGGAGAGCGCUGCGCCGCAGAAAACGUUUGCCCGCGAGACGGCCGCGCUGUGGAAGCAGGCUGGCUUGAAGGGCUUCUAUCGCGGGUGCGGGAUUACCGUGCUGCGGUCGGUGCCGAGCUCGGCGUUUAUUUUCAUGGUCUAUGAUGGGUUGAAGAAGUACUUUCCCAUGCAGUGAGGGACGAAGUCCAAGGGACGGUGAACGAGGUGCGUUUGAUUUAUACUCAGUAGGGUCUAUAGAAGGCUAAUUCCGAUGGUCGGGGGUUUGCGAGCGGCAUAGAGGGGCGCCAUACAUUUCUGUCAUCAGCGGGGCGUUGUGGUUCCGGGGUUUUGGCCAGGAAGCUGGCGCGUUAUCUACAGGGUGAAAAUAUGACAGGCUUUUACACAUCACUCUCCCCUUUUACCAGCCGUUCGCUUUUCUCGCUUUCUUAAACCAUUCCCUCACCCCUCUCUCUUUCUUUUAUUCCCUUCCUUCCUCUUUCUCUUCAUCCCCUCCAUUCCUUCUUCUAUUUCGUCUUCUUCCCCUCACCCCGACC
Messenger RNA from Parathielavia appendiculata, 1543 nucleotides. Its product is annotated as mitochondrial carrier. The transcript is spliced from 2 exons. Gene Ontology annotation, biological process: mitochondrial L-ornithine transmembrane transport. Gene Ontology annotation, cellular component: mitochondrion. Lineage: Eukaryota; Fungi; Ascomycota; Sordariomycetes; Sordariales; Chaetomiaceae. The record is from RefSeq and is a predicted model, not a curated record. The coding region runs from base 175 to 1185 and encodes 336 amino acids. Gene Ontology annotation, molecular function: L-ornithine transmembrane transporter activity.